Molecule: messenger RNA, 4223 nt
Organism: Choloepus didactylus (southern two-toed sloth)
Lineage: Eukaryota; Metazoa; Chordata; Mammalia; Pilosa; Megalonychidae
Gene: FAM184B
Product: family with sequence similarity 184 member B
Exons: 18
Coding region: 1-3129 (1042 amino acids)
Source: RefSeq, a predicted model, not a curated record
AUGGGAGAGCUGGUCAACUGUGUGGGCCUGGGCAGCGAUGGGUUCCAGAAGGCAGAACGAUUCAGAAUUCAGGUGAUCUAUGCCCUGAACACCCGCCAGGAUGAGGCCGAGGCCAGCAUGGAGGCGCUGCGGGAAGCCCACCAGGAGGAGCUCCAGAGCGCGGUGGCGGAGGCCAGGGCCCGGCUCCUGCAGGACCAGGGCCAGGGCCCGGCGGCGGCGGCGGCGGAGGAGGAGGCGGCCCUGCGGCAGCGCGUGCAGACCCUGGAGAGCGCCCUGGAGCUGCAGAAGAGGCUGACGCAGGAGGCGCGGGCCGAGUCGGCCACGUGCAGGCUGGAGACCAAGGAGAGGGAGCUGAGGGCCGAGGCGGAGCACGCCGAGCGGGUCCUCAGCCUGUCCAGGGAGAUGCUGGAGCUCAAGGCGGACUACGAGAAGAGGCUGCGACACCUGGCGGGCCCCGAGGCGCCCCCGUGGGGCCGGCCUGCCCAGGACAGCCCCGACGCGCCGGCCGAGCGCGGCCCCGAGAUGCGGGAGGUCCUGCAGGAGGUGGAGCGGCUGCGCCUGGAGAACCAGCAGCUGAGCCGGGACUACGCCCGCAAGGCCGAGGAGCUGCGGGCCAGUUACGAGCGGGAGAACGAGGCCAUCCGGCAGGCCAUGCAGCAGUCGGUGAGCCAGGCGCUGUGGCAGUGGCAGGAGAAGGAGACCGACCUGCGCAAGAACUUCCAGGUGCAGGAGUCGGCCCUGCAGGCCCAGGUGAGGAAGCUGGAGGGGGAUCUGGAGCACCGCGGCCGCAGGAUCAGUGACCUGAAGAAGUACGCCCAGAAGCUGAAGGAAAGGAUUCAGGACCUGGAUGUGCAGCUCCAGGAGGCUCGACAGGAGAAUUCAGAGUUGAAAAGCACUGCAAAAAAACUGGGGGAGAAGCUGGCUGUUGCCAAAGACAGACUGGUGCUGCAGGAGCGUCAUGUGUCACAGAAAACCGAUGACAUGAAGACUGAGCUAGUUUCAGAGAAUGAAGUCUUGGAAGUCCACAGUCUUCAUCCUCAGAAGGAUCAGAACUUUCCCAAGGAAUGUCCAUGCACGAAAGGAGGCGCAGAUCCACAGACCAAGAAAGAGCCAAGUGUUGAGACAGAAUAUAUGAAGCAACAAUAUGAAGAUGACCUACGUAAAAUCAAACAUCAGACAGAAGAGGACAAGAAACAGCUCAGAGACCAGCUAGUGAAGCGACUGGAAGACUUGGUAAAGAAGCACACAGUGGAAAUCAAGUCAGUUCGCUCUUCUGUGGAGGCUGAAAGGAAGAAGCUGCAGAAGGAAGUAGAAGCACAGUUGGAGGAAGUGAGGAGGAAAUCAGAAAAUGAAAUAAAGCAGCUGGAAGAAGAAAAAGUGGCUCUAAAUGUGAAGCUCCAGAAUUCUGUGCUUGAGGUUUCAAGGCUGGAAGAAUUUAUCCAACAAAAUAAGGUACGUCUCCAAAGAGCCGAGGACAAGCCCCUGGAACGAGACAGCCAACACUGCAGCAUUUUAGAGACCCAGGAUCCAUGCUUGAAACUGAAUGAACCUUCUCAGACCCUGCCCAGAGGGGAAGAAUAUCAAGACAAGCUAGUAGGCAAAGAAGGAACCAGCAGCGAUGAAGAAGACAGGAAUGAAGUGCCCCUUACGGAGGGAGGUGACCUGCAAUCUCCACUGGGCUCUUCGGCAAAGGAGAAGACCCCUGACAUCCAGCGUCUGCAGGAGGAGUGGCAAAACGAGAAGGCCGGGUUGCAAGCCCAGAUCUCCCAGCUGCAGCAGGCCCUGGAGCAGUGCACCAGCGACUACCGGGAGGACCUGCAGGCGCUCCAGCAGCUCUCCGACUGCGACCGGGAGAAGCUGCAGCGCCAGCUCCAGGAGAGCACCCAGCAGAGCCAGGCCGCCAGAGCCCAGCUCGAGGCUGCCCACCAGCGAGCCCUACGGGUGCUUGAGAAGGCCAAAAAUCAGGAACUCAAGGCCACCGAGGAGCGUUUGAAAAAGGAAUCCAGCCACAGCCUCCAGAUCCAGCACCAGGCACACCGGCUGGAGCUCCAGGCCUUGGAGGAAAAGGCAAGGCAAGAGCUCCAGGGGGAGCGCGAGCGGAUACAGGCGCAGCAGGCUCUGCUGCUAGAAUCCCUCCAACAGGAACUGUCAGAGCAGCGGGCUGCCUGCUCCAAGCACCAGAAGGACCUGGAGGCUCUGCAGGCUGAGCUGAGGGCUCCAGGGGGCUUGGGCAGACAGCAGUCCAUCCCCCAGACCCCAGGGGACAGCGAGGACCAUGCCAUCACUGCAGAGGAGGGGGGCGGCCCCGGCCAGGGCGCCUCCCCGACGGGCGCCGCCGAGCGGGCGCCGGGCGAGGGCUGCGGGCUUCGCGGGGAGAACGCGCGGCUGCAGGACGCGGUGCGGCGGCUGCGCGCCGAGGCGGAACAGCACCGGCAGGAGGCGCUGCAGCUCCGCGACCGGCGCAGGUUGCUGGAGGAGGAGGAGCAAGCCCAGCGAGCCAGGGAGGUGGAGGUGCUCCGCCAGGAGCACCGGAAGGAGAUGCAGGCCAUGGUGGCCGACUUCACCAGCACCCAGGCCCGGCUGCAGGCCCGGCUGGCUGCCCUGGAGACCGAGCUCAAAGAGUGUGGAGAGAAGCCCAGAAAGGGAGUGUCCAGGCCCGAGGACCUGCAGCUCAUCAGCCGCCUGCAGACCCGGCUGAAGGAGCGAGAGGGGAUCAUCAAACAGCUCACGGAGGAGAGACGGUUCCACUACGCAGCCUUUCCGAGCCCCGUGUCCCAUCGGAAUCGGUCCUUUUCUUUCAAUCCUCAUCCAGGGUAUUUGACCCCUUCCAUGAAGAAGAAGAAGAUGGAGGACGUGCCCAGCCGGGUGGUCAGCGUGCCCAACCUAGCCUCCUACGCAAAGAACUUUCUGAGCGGGGAUUUGAGCUCCAGGAUCAACACCCCUCCGAUAACCAAGUCUCCCCGUCUGGACCCAAGCCCCAGCUGCGGCCAGCCUUACAAACCCACCCGGUCUCUAGAUGCUAAAACUGCCACCAGGACACAAGAUGGUGAAACAGCCCAACCCAAAGAAGCCCAGCAGAAGCAGAGCUCUGCGCACCAGGAGUGGUUUACCAAGUACUUUUCUUUCUAAGCGGAUUUUCCAGAUCCAUUACAAAGAGGACAUUUGAAAACCACUUCUUCUUAAAUAUCUGAUUGAGGGAAGGAACUAAAAGAACCAACCAAUAACCUGCUUGUACUAUGAUUUGAUGGCUAAAACCAGUUUUGGUAUUACAUUUCAUACCAUUUCAUUGUGGCAAUGGCUAAUUUUUAAAGUUCUUUAUGGUAAGAUACAGUGAACCAGUGUUAUCAAAAAGCACCCAUGGGGAUAUGUCACUACAUUACUAAUGACCUACACAUUGUGUUACUGGUAUCUAUAGAUCCUAUUCCGCUUUGCAGAAUAUCCGACUGUGUGAUUUCCAUCAUCUACUUUAAAAAUGGUUUCAUUUUUCCUGAGGAUGCUAGUCAUCUCCACUUGAAAAGUUGUUUCUCAGUAAAAUGAACAAUUGCAAAGAUGCACGUCUAACUUCAAUAGGAAGAAUAUUAAAACAAAGCUCAAAAUAACCAGGAAAGCCAAUUAAAAAUGACUAGGAAUAGACUGUAGCAGAGCCUUGGCAUGCUUGGAUGGAACGUUUUGACUUCUGAAGUCCAUGGCAGGUGACAGAGGGGCUAACACCUACCUCAUACAGGCUUUGAGGAUUAAGCAAAAUAACGUGGGUGACAGUUACCUACCAGGAUUGGAAUUAAGGACUGCAAGGACUUUUCUGUGAGUAACUGAGCCUCUCCCCAUCACGUAUCUCAGUUUCUAUGUCUGUACUGACAACUGGGGAAUUUGUGAAUGUUUCUAGACCAUCAGGUGUCUACUGAACCCCUCCUCGGUCUUUGGAUUUGGACCAUUUGCCUCCUGGUUCAUUUGCUUCUCCAUUGCAUGGAUUUCGGUAGGUUCAAGGGAACUGGGAAUGGCCACUUGUGGUGCUGACCUUGCUCUCAGUCCACAAGGAAUUCUCUUACCCUCUGGUGGAGUGAUGAGAAUUGACCAGACUCAAUACAACUUUCAUUGAGCAAAAUAAAUUCUGAAUCCUUUGGUGCUGGCCCUGCACGUGGCCCAUGAGACAGAUGUUUAUUCUAUGCACUGUCAAAUCUUUGCUCUUUAAAUAAAACACCAAACAACUGGGCAAUAAAAAUCAU